Messenger RNA from Caenorhabditis bovis, 681 nucleotides. The record is from the annotation of a GenBank genome assembly. NCBI's taxonomy places the organism in Eukaryota, Metazoa, Nematoda, Chromadorea, Rhabditida, Rhabditidae.
AUGCCACAAAAUUCAAUGUUCUCAUCGAUGCCGAAUCGAAAGGUGGUCGUCGCCGCCGCUUGCACGCUUCCCGCCGACUCAUUAUUCGCUGUUCUUCUAUAUUUGGUCUAUCCAGAUUCAUUCUUGCCUUCCACAUUGUUUAUUGCCAAUUUCUCGCUCGUCCUGCUUGCAUUGAUCGGAAUCAAUUCAAGGAUCUCGUCGAUGAUUUUGCCUGCAUUGGUUUGGAAGUGUAUUCUUCUAUUGUUUCUCUUGUUUCUUGGGUGUAUCUCGGUCGACGCUUAUCAACAAAUACCAGUUGAGAACAAUGAAACCAACAGAUUGGAGAUUCACAGUAGUCGGUCGAUCGCAAUAUGGAAGGAAUUGGCAAUGAGAUAUCCGCUUUUGCCAUUGAUCGCUGUCAUCUGCACAAUCGUAUUGGCUUUAGAAGCAAGAAUAUUCUUCACCGCCUGGCAAAAGAUUUGCUGUCCGUUGGUAAACAGCGAAGAAGAUUUGGAGAAGGCGCCGCCAUCGUAUGUCUCUUGUGUUCGCGAGACAGCCAGCGAAAAGGAUCUUCCGAGUUACGAAGACGCGCUGAGAAGAGUGGCAGCGACUAGCAGCUCGUCGACAAUCAUCUACACGCUACCGGACGCACAAACGGAUCUCAAGAAGCAUCCGCCGCAGAAUCCCGUAAUAGUUGUUUAG